Molecule: messenger RNA, 7431 nt
Organism: Ictidomys tridecemlineatus (thirteen-lined ground squirrel)
Lineage: Eukaryota; Metazoa; Chordata; Mammalia; Rodentia; Sciuridae
Gene: Elac1
Product: elaC ribonuclease Z 1
Cellular component (GO): nucleus
Molecular function (GO): 3'-tRNA processing endoribonuclease activity
Source: RefSeq, a predicted model, not a curated record
UGGUAGGGGAGCCUGGGCUCGCUGGUGGCCGAGGCCUGGCCUCUGCUUGGCCACUCACUCUCCCUCAGAGCUACCGUUCUCCAGCUUUAAGAUGGAGGACGGCAGUAUCUGCCCUACCUACACCACUCGGUGAUUGCAGGGGUGACAAUGACUGUCUGGAAACUAGGGAGCGCUGGUUCUCCACUGGGCAGCCAGUAGAAUCAUUUGGGAAGCCUUCCCAGUGUGAGCCCCAUCGUCUCCAGAGAUUUUGAUCUGCAGCCGGGACCGGGAAACGCGGGCCCAGAGUGACAACUGUGGUCACCACCAGAAUGUACACGUCGUCGAAGGGUGGAAGAUGUCUAUGGAUGUGACGUUUCUUGGGACUGGUGCAGCAUAUCCGUCCCCUACUCGGGGUGCCUCUGCUGUGGUCUUUCGGUGUGAAGGCGAAUGCUGGCUCUUUGACUGUGGAGAGGGGACACAGACACAGCUUAUGAAAAGCCAACUGAAGGCAGGGAGAAUUACCAAGAUUUUCAUCACACAUCUUCAUGGAGACCAUUUCUUUGGCCUUCCCGGCCUCCUCUGCACAAUCAGCCUGCAGAGUGGCUCUGUGGUCACCAAACAGCCAAUUGAAAUCUAUGGCCCUGUAGGACUUCGAGACUUUAUCUGGCGAACCAUGGAACUCUCUCACACAGAGUUGGUGUUCCCUUACGUGGUCCAUGAGCUGGUGCCCACAGAAGAUCAGUGUCCUACAGAAGUACUAAAAGAAUCUUCACAUGUUGAUAAAGCAACAGAGAGCCCCCCCUCUCCCAAAGAGGGACAAGGAAGAACUAUCCUAUUAGAUUCAGAAGAAAACUCAUACCUUCUGGUUGAUGAUGAACAGUUUGUUGUAAAAGCAUUUCGCCUCUUUCACAGAAUUCCUUCCUUUGGGUUUUCAGUUGUAGAAAAGAAACGCCCAGGUAAACUCAAUGCACAGAAGCUGAAAGAUCUUGGUGUUCCACCAGGUCCUGCCUAUGGGAAGCUGAAAAAUGGAAUCUCUGUUGUUCUGGAAAAUGGGGUUACAAUUUCUCCCCAGGAUGUCUUAAAAAAGCCUAUUGUUGGAAGAAAAAUAUGCAUAUUGGGUGAUUGUUCUGGAGUUGUAGGAGAUGGAGGAGUGAAACUGUGCUUUGAAGCAGACCUGUUGAUCCACGAGGCAACCCUGGAUGACACCCAGAUGGACAAAGCAAAGGAGCAUGGCCAUAGCACACCUCAGAUGGCAGCAACGUUUGCAAAAAUGUGCCAAGCAAAGAGGCUGGUUCUUACUCAUUUCAGUCAGAGGUACAAACCAGUUGCCUUGGCCAGAGAAGGAGAAACAGAUGGCAUUGCGGAACUGAAAAAGCAAGCAGAAUCAGUGUUAGAUCUCCAAGAAGUGACUCUAGCAGAAGAUUUUAUGGUGAUUGGCAUUCCAAUCAAGAAAUGAAACAAGUGUUCUUAUUGACAUGUCUGUAAAUGUUACUGAACCUACAGUCCAGAUUUUUUUUUCUUUUGUUUUUGUUUUUGGUCUGAAAUUAUUUUGGCCCUGAUAAUCCUAAAAAGGAUGGAGCUGCAUUAUUGAUCUAACUCAUUAGUGAGAGGGAGCAAGCUUUUUGAUAAUAAAUCAUUUUUAGAAGAAGAAAAUAAACCACCCAGUAUCCUUCUUAAAGUGCAUAUUUGACAAAAAGAUAGAUUUUGCAGGUAUUCUUCUCAUUUUCUGACUACUGCCACAGAUGUAAGCCAUGCAGUCCUAGGCUUAGCUUCUACCCAGCUUUAUUGUAGUAAUUGGCAAAGUACACUGGAAUCGGCCUCUUGGCUAGAAAUGGUAUUUUGUCAGUUUUUGUUGAAUCUGUUCAUGUUAUUAACAGAAGAGAAAGAGCGAGUCACAAGACUUUGUAUAUGUAAUAGGAACAAUAGCAUGCAGUGGUUUUACUGGAUUAUUGAAUUCAGGUCUGGGCUAAGUGAUAUGUUAGUGUUUUGCUGAAAUUUUUGGUUUGCUCUUAGCCCACAAUUCUCAUCUGAGUACUGUCCUAGGAAUUUGGAAAUUGUGGGAAUGUUUUCUUCUCACAGUGACAGAGGGGUGGUAGUGAUAAUAUUACUGGUUUUAAUCUGCAGGGGUCAGGAAUGCUAGAUGCCCUGUAAAGUUUGGGUUAGUCCUGUAGAAUAAAGAAUAACCUCAUCCCCAAAUGCAUAUUGCAGGCCUGUUGAGUUAUACAGCAAAGUUAAAAUUUAUACUUCCAAUGUGAAUAUGCUUUACCAAAAUUAGUGACAUAUUGAGUUGAAUUACUAGGUAAGUUGACCCAGCAACAGAUCCUGAAGAUUGAAUAUGUCAGAAUUGGAAUGCUCUAUCUAAUAUUUUCUGAAAGAAAUGAGUCAUCAAGUGAAGCUUAUGAAUCUGGAGGUAAAAAGUGGUAUUUAUUACUGAGAUUUAAUUUACAUGUCCCCAUUAAUAAUAGAAAUAUAGGAUACCAUAAAAAUACCAUAUUUAAGAGUUAUCAGGAUAGAGGAAGGCAUAGAGUUCCAAACCAAAGGAAUGAACAAUCUAUUCAAUGGAAUAAUAUAAAAUUUUCCAAACAUGAAGAAUGAAUUGGAAAAUCAAAUUUAAGAGGCUUACAAGACACCAAAUGUAUAAAAUCACAAGAGAUCCACACCAAGGCACAUUAUAAUGAAAAUUCUUAACAUUCAGAAUAAGGAGAGAAUAAUUCUUUGAGCACAAACUUAAUAAAUGUUCCUUGUAGAAUAGCCUUUCCUUAUGAUCUUAUGUUCUGUGGAAAAUUAAUAUAGAAUGCUGAUUCAUUCAAAAGGGCUCCCUAAUUAAAUCAGGUUGGGGAAUGUUUUAUGCUCUAUGUCCCCUCUGGGACUGGGCUUGUGCCCAUCAACCUAUUAAAAACAGUAUUCUUUGUAAUGAUCACAAACCAGGUUGGGUUCAAGAAAGACCUAAUUUUAGAGUCCCAUUUUGUACUUUGUGUAGCACCUCUGUGUGGUCUAGAGCAGAUUACUUAUUCUCUCUUAACUUCUGGAGCUUGUUUGUCUCCAAAAUGAGGAUGGAGAGACUUGCUUGACAGGAUUGUUGUGACGAUUACAUGAGACAGUGCAGAUAAGGAGCCCAUUGGGUAAAGGCAUUGAGGAGGCCUGCAGUAGAGGGCUGUCAACUUUUUAUGAACUCCUUUCUCAAUGCUGUGUAUUAACAUCACAAGAACCUAAAGAGCUUUACACUACACAAAUUUAGAAACAUUGUCAGAGUGUGUUCUCUCAAAAUUCUUUGGGUUCUGGGGUUUCUCUGGUCAAAAAUUUUGACUCCUGGAUAGUUAUGGAGACGGCAUAGCAGUGAUGAUCAAGACGGCUCUGCUUGGGACUGGGGAUAUAGCUCAUUUGGGAGAGUGCUUGCCUCACAUGCACAAGGGCCAAGUUCAAUCCCAAGUACCAAAAAAAAUAACUCUGCUUCAGUUUUCAGGCAUCUCUAGAAUGGUUGGAUUCUGACUAGAAUCCAAAGUGCCCAAAUUUGAUCAGCAUAGUAUAUCUUUGUUUCUAAACAAGCAUUAAUUAGAUAUCUAUUAUGAGCCCAAACCUGUACAUGGGGAAAGCCUAGGACUAGUAUCUCCACUGCACGAAACCCUUACAGGUAGAGACUAUGUCCUGGUCACCUCUAUAUUUUUAGAAAUGCCUAUCUACAGUGAGCACUCAGAAAUGUUUUCUGAAUGAAUAAAGCCUUGAUGUCGUGAGUGCACAAUAUAAAACGUACUUAUGUGCCAAGCUCAUCUCAUUACUGUACUUUUCAGGAACUUAAACCACCUGAUAGGUGUGCCCGCUUCACUGAGUACCAAACAAGUGCUAAGCUUUAUUGUGUUGGGUGUACAUAAAAUGAGUAGACAAAAGGAGACACAUUUCUAGCCCUGACCUCAUAGUGUAAGGGUGGAUAAUAAACGAAAGUAAAUAUCUAGUAGCCUGGUGCUUAGUUUUGCUGCUUCUGGGCUUUAUUUGGUAGCUAGCUUGAGCCAUGCUCUUAGACUCAGGCUUUAUAAAUGUAUGUGGGCUGAGCCCUCCAACACCAAGGAAAGGAAUUGAGAUGCUGGGGCAGUAUCAGUCCAUGGUGAGAAUUCUUUCUAGACCCUCUUUUGGCCUUGAGUUUGUUUUUAAUGCUAGGAGAAUUCUAAGAAUUUUUGGAGCUAGAAUUAAGAAUGAAGUGUAUGUUCGACUUCUCAGAACCUAUAAUUUACUCCUGGUGAUAUAUUACUAGGAGGGAAGAGUGGUAAUAAUGUGCCAUGUUCCUCCAAGCUUAUUUGAUCACUGAACUCUCUUUUUGCCAAGGAACAUCUUGGGAUAUUGAGAAAUACUAUUCCUUAUUACUUCUAAAAUGAUUAUAGUUUUAUGUUUUACCAGCUCAAUUUAUGGAGGUAAUGAUUUCCAUAUCUACACUUGGUAUAGUGCUUUCUUUGUCCUACAUUGACUUUCAGUUGCCAGGAAUUCAUAGAUACCUACUUAUUUUAGGUUAAAAAAAUGCACUUUCUAGUUCUCAGAAGUUGUUUAGACUUGUCCAAAUGGAACCUAAAUCAACUGUUGCUAAAACUCAUGCCUCAUUAAUGUGCUUUGAAUAAACUUUGAAUCAUAAAAGCGAUGUUUGCUCAGUAAAGAAUUGUUUAUUAAGAUUCAAGAAAAGAAGGCAAUUAUUCAUAAUUCCACUGCUCAGAGAGAGCUAGUGUUUUGGGCCCAGGGGUCUCAAACUGAGGUGUGAGUUGGGUCUAUAGGUAGACAGAGAUCCUUAGGUUCUGCUUCCUAAGUCAACAGGGAAUUUUCAUUUUUAAUAAGCCCCCCAGGUGAUUCUGAAGUAAAAGGAUGGUGGACCAGCCAGGAGAAAAAAGUUGUCUUUUUCCUAUGAACUUAAGUUGGGGUGUGUAUAGAUAUUUUAUAUAUACUUAUACAUGUAUUUGCAUGUAUAUAUAUUAUAUAUACAUGCAUAUUUUUAAAUUUGGCUGACCUUCCUUAGUUUUUUUUUUCAUGAGCAUUUUCCCAUAGCAUUAAGUAUUCUCUGAAAGCAUGAAUUUGGUGAUUUCAUAUAAUUGGAUUCUACAGAUCUAGUAUCAUUUAACAAUUUUUCUAUUUUGGUACAUAAAUAUUGUUUUCCAUGAUUAUAAAUAAUACUACUUGUGAAUGUUCUUGUCCACAAACCUUUGUAUUUCUGAGUAUUUCCUUCCUUGGAAUUGAUUUCUAUGAGGUUCAAAACAUCUGGCUUAGGUUUUUAGGCCCUAAGUAGAAAUCACUUGCUUAUUUUCAUAUUCAUUCGCGUUCCUAGAGACAUAUAGCUGAGGCCUGUUUUCCUUGCUCCAUUGAUAGAUUACAUGGAUAUCGUUGACUCAUAACCUCUCUGAUCCUUCCUUCCCAAGACAUCAGUCCUAUAAAGAUUACUUUUGCCCUCAGAGCACAAAUAACUUUGUUAUGUCUUUUAACUAGGCACAUGUAAUUCAAUUGUGAUUUCCUUAAAUAUUCUUAAGCCAACUUAAGGUUUUGCUAGUUUUUACUCUACUGAAAGGAUAAAAAUCCUUUUAUUCAGGUAUAUUGAUGAAAAAUGUACAGUGAUGGUACUUUUGUCCUCACAAAGAUAUGGAUUUUUAGUGAAAUAUACUAGGUCUAUCUUUACUGAUUGAUGGAUUUUUCAGGUAAUGAACGAGUGAAUGUUUUUAUUAACGUGGACAUACUAAAAAGGAAGAGCUGAUCAUGGCUUUAUUGAUAAGGUAAGAAUAGAUUUGGGGGGCUGGGGUAGUGGCUCAACAGUAGAGCGCUUGCCUCACAUAUGUGAGGCACUAGGUUCGAUUCUCAGCACUGCAUAUAAAAAUGAACAAAAUAAAGAACCAUCAACAACUAAAUAAAUAAAUAAAUAAAUAACCAAGAGUAGAUUUGGGGAUGAGAGUUGGAUAAUAGAGUGAAACUCUUUUCUUUUCUAAUAGGAAGUAAAUAGUGUCUGAUAAACAAAUAGCACUUUAAGCGUAUUAUGUUCUAAAAAUCAAGGGGAGGGCUGGGAAUGUAGCUUAGGAUGCAUAAGACCCUGGGUUUUGAUUCCCAGCACUACCCCCUCCCCCCUCAAAAAAUAAAAAAUUUUAAAAAAGCAAGAGGAAGGGAAGAGAAUACCAGUUUAUCAGAUGAAUGGUUAAGAGUGGAGGGGGGCUUUUUUUCCCCCCCUGGACUGAAUUUAGGGGCUUGCAUGGCAAAAAUCCCCAAUCCCUAAGAAAAAGGGCUUUUUAAAGGAAGGAGAGGCCAUGCACAGUGACACAUGCCUAUAUUCUUUGCAGCUCAGGAGAUUGAGGCAAGAGGAUUGCCAAGUUCAAGGUCAGCCUCAGCAACUUAGGCUCUAAGCAACUUAGCAAGACUUUGUCUCAAAAUAUAAAAAGUGCUGGGGAUGUGAUUCAUUGGUUAAACACCCCUGGGUUCCAUCCCUGGUACCAAAAUAAUAAAUAAAAAUGAGGGAGAAAGGGACUUGAGGAGGGUUGGACUGCUGUUUGGGACCGGGGGAGGGGAGGAUACUGGGGAUUGAACUCAGAGGUACUUGACCACUGAACUAUAUCCCCAGCCCUAUUUUGUAUUUUAUUUAGAGACAGGGACUCACUGAGUUGCUUAGGGCCUUGCUAUUGCUGAGGCUGGCUUCAAACUCACAAUUCUCCUAUCAGUCUCCCGAGCCGCUGGGAUUACAGGUGUGCGCCACCAUGCCCUGCUUGGACUGCUGUCUUUUAUAAGGCUCACAGUACUAGUACUAUUGGAUAGUUUGAAUUAUUUGUAAUAUUCAUUUACUGUAAAAAUUACAUUAAAACAUAUGUAAGACGCUGCUGUCAAUAAUCAUCAAUAAUCAUUCCUUUCUCCGUUUGCGCGCUCUAGGCAGUUGACAGUUCCUCUCAAGUGUUUGUAACAUUCCAAUCCAUUCAUCCUGCAGCCAGAGGGAUUUUGUUUUUUUUUUUUUUCAAAAUGCAGAUUUGAGCCACCUCACUUUCCCUGCUUGAAAUUUGUUAAUGGUCUUGCCUUACCCACCUUUCCAACUUACUCCACAGUGCUUCCCAUGUUUGCAGCCCCAGCCACAUGGGCCUUCUGUCAGUCUUUUGUCAGGGCUUGCUGUUGUCACAAAGCUUUGCAUGGCCUGCUUCCUCAGCCUGGAAUGCUCUUUCCCUUCUUCCUAUGGUGGCUUUCACUGGGUCUUCAGAUCACCACUCUGCUGUCACAGUCUCAACAGAAAGCUUGUCAGUUCCUUUACCAGGUAGCAUAUUACUCCCACAGCACCUGCACUUGACCUUCCUGGUGCUCAUUGCACAUAGCUUCAUUUUGCUUCUGUGAGUAUUUGACUGAUGUUUCUCUUUCCCACCAGCUCUGUAAUUCUCACAAGAGCAGAACUAUAUCUGUUUGUGUUUCCCUUGGUGCCUGGAACAAAUUAGGCGAUCAAUAAAUAGUGUUGACUGGCUCAAA